UUGUUCUAUGAUCGUCGCGACUGCAAUCAGCCGCGUUUGGUUGCGCUAAGCUCGUACUUGUUGCACGUUCACGUGCUCGUUCUACAUUUUUCCAAAGGAAAAACCACAAGAUUCUAUCAUAAGAGUGCAUAUAUACCUACGGAUAAAAAUGGCCAACUAUCAUAAGCCGGAAUUGAAGACUAUCCAAGAGUUGAGGGACAUCGCGAACAAACUGAGAAUUCAUUCUGUCGAGGCCACGCAAGCCAGUAAAUCCGGGCAUCCGACAUCAUGUUCGUCAAUGGCUGAAAUUAUGUCUGUUCUUUUCUUUCAUACAAUGCGUUAUAAAGUAUCGGCACCACGCGAUCCGAGCAGUGAUAGAUUUAUCCUCAGUAAAGGCCAUGCAGCUCCAAUUCUUUAUGCAGCAUGGGCGGAAGCAGGCUUAUUCCCAUCCAGCGAAUUAUUGAAUUUGAGAAAAUUCGAUAGCGAUCUAGAAGGGCAUCCUACCCCGAGGCUGAAUUUUGUAGAUGUAGGAACCGGUUCACUAGGACAAGGUCUCUCCGUUGCUGCAGGCAUGGCCUAUGUCGGAAAGAAUUAUGAUAAAGCCAGUUACCGCGUAUAUUGUUUGAUUGGUGACGGAGAAGCGGCAGAAGGUUCGAUCUGGGAAGCUCUUCAUUUUUCGUCCUAUUACAAGUUAGACAAUCUUUGUGCUAUUUUUGACAUCAACCGUCUUGGACAGAGCGAAGCGACUUCGUUGCAGCAUAACAUGGAAGUUUACCGCAAAAGAUUAGAGGCCUUUGGUUUCAAUGCUUUAGUAGUGGAUGGCCACGAUGUGGAAGAAUUGGUUAAGGCCUUCCAUGAAGCACAAAAUACAAAGGGACGCCCCACUGCCAUCUUAGCUAAGACAUUUAAGGGCAAAAGCUUCCCUGAAAUCGAAGAUUUAGAAAACUGGCAUGGCAAACCUCUGGGUAAUAAAGCGAAUGACAUUAUUCAGCAUCUGACUGGACUUUUGAAAAAUUCUGGUCCCCUCGGAUUGCAUCCACAAAAACCGCUUGUAGAUGAUGCUCCUGUUGUGGAUAUCAGCAACAUUACAUUAGCUUCACCUCCAAAUUACAAAAUGGGUGAACAAGUAGCUACUAGAUUGGCUUAUGGCACGGCUCUUGCGAAGUUGGCGAAGAAUAAUCCUCGUGUUAUAGCCCUGGACGGCGAUACGAAGAAUUCCACGUAUGCCGAAAAAAUAAAGGCAGUCGAUCCAGCUAGAUUUAUCGAGGGUUUCAUUGCCGAACAGAACGUCGUGGGAGUUGCGAUUGGUGCCGCUUGCAGAGAUCGUACCGUCGCGUUCGUGUCCGCUUUUGCAACAUUCUUUACACGUGCCUUUGAUCAAAUUCGUAUGGGUGCGAUAUCUCAGACGAACGUAAACUUCGUCGGUUCGCACUGCGGCGUGUCUAUCGGGGAGGAUGGACCUUCGCAGAUGGGCCUGGAGGACAUCGCGAUGUUCCGCGCGAUCCCGAAUUCCACCGUUUUUUAUCCGAGCGAUGCCGUGUCGACGGAACGCGCUGUGGAACUGGCAGCCAACACCAAGGGUAUCUGCUUCAUCCGCACUUCUCGUCCAGCUACGGCGGUUCUGUACAAGAACGAUGAGCCGCUGAGCAUUGGUAAAGCUAAAGUGAUCAAGUCUUCUGCGAACGAUCAAGCUCUCGUGAUCGGCGCUGGUGUAACGUUACACGAGGGGAUCAAAGCUGCCGAUGAAUUGGCCAAAGUUGGAAUCAACGUUCGCGUGAUCGACCCAUUCACGGUUAAACCUAUCGAUGCGCAAACGAUAAUCAAAAAUGCAAAGGAGACCGGUGGCAGAAUCGUCACCGUCGAGGAUCAUUAUUCUCAGGGAGGUUUAGGAGAGGCGGUUCAAUCCGCUGUUGCUUUGGAAAGAAAUGUAAUAGUGAAAAAGCUGGCGGUACCGAAUGUACCGCGUUCUGGUCCACCAACAGUGCUGCUCGAAAAUUAUGGCAUUAGUGCUCGUAAUAUCGUUGCAGCGGUGCAGGAAAUCUUGAAAUAUUAGCUUUGAACAUCGCUGGUUAGAUCGAUGAGGAGCUGUACACGUACAAAUUUAAUAUUCUAUUUUUUGAAAGCACAAAUCUCAUUGAUGGAGUAACGUGAUGAAACAUUCCUUUUUCUUUAAGAUGGCUAUAAAAUAUAAAGCAAUAGUUAAAACUAAUAUAAUUUUCAUAAGGCUCAAUUUUUUCGAUACUAGUGAAGUAAGUGUCUACAAUAUUAAAAUCUAAUCUUUGUAAGUAAUUUCGAGUCCUGCUCUGAAAAGUAAAGUUAAAUAUUAUCAGCCAAAGCAUUUAUUUCCAACAAAUAAAUAAGCUCAUUAUAUUGAAAGGAAAACAGUAAAUUUAUAUAUGAAAAAAAAUGAAUAUUU
Nylanderia fulva is the source of this 2395-nucleotide messenger RNA. Its product is annotated as transketolase-like protein 2. The record is from RefSeq and is a predicted model, not a curated record. Gene Ontology annotation, molecular function: thiamine pyrophosphate binding; transketolase activity. NCBI's taxonomy places the organism in Eukaryota, Metazoa, Arthropoda, Insecta, Hymenoptera, Formicidae.